This is a messenger RNA of Phoenix dactylifera (date palm), 1229 nucleotides long. Its product is annotated as cysteine-tryptophan domain-containing zinc finger protein 3-like. The record is from RefSeq and is a predicted model, not a curated record. NCBI's taxonomy places the organism in Eukaryota, Viridiplantae, Streptophyta, Magnoliopsida, Arecales, Arecaceae.
CGGAGUGGGAGUAGGAGAGUUUAUAAGGAAACACCGACGUAAAACAAGUAGUUCUACUAUGGCUUGGGAGAAGAAGAUCCAAGCAGCUUUUGGAGACAUGUGAACUGAGUUUAUGUCCCAUGAAGAUUUCAACGGACCCAUGUUUGGUGAAUAUGGCACAUUUUUACCUGUUUAUGUGCGGCAUCCUUCUGCAAGCACUCGCUCAAGAGAUCAGGCUUGCCCUGCCUCAAACCUUCCUCGCAAGGAGGUAGGCUAUGGAGAUUACAAUACCAGACAUGACCCUCAUAUCCUGAAACUAGGUGCUGCAGGUGAAUAUGGUCAUGAACAGAAGAGUGAUGACACAACCACGAGCUCGGACAUAUCCUAUUAUCCUGCAGAUUGUUUUGAUGGUAGUUUGGUAGGAUUUACUCUAUAUGAAGCUAGGAAUCUGAGAAGUUCGGCUGAUCGUUUGAAGGCUAAUGGUGAUGAAGUUGAGAUCAGUGAGAUCUACCUGCAUGCAGGAUUAAAAUUUUUGAAAGGUGCAUGCUUGCUAGAGUGCCUCACAAUUCCAAUAACGAGACCAAGGAAUGCUCCAGUUACAUUUCGUAGCUACAAUGAUGCAGCAAAUCUUUUCAAGUAUUGUGCAGAAACUAAUGAAAAGAAUGGAAAAACUGAAGUUGCUGCUCUUGCAUACAAGUGCAUGGAGGUGGCAUACUUAAGAGUUGCCUUUGCACUGCAGCAUGUUUGUUCAAGUAGCCAAAGUACCUUAUAUAAGGGAGAUACCAGGAUGUCAUGGAAUUUCGAACCAAAGAAUUAUAAUGCAUCUCAUCUAAAGCAGCUCCUCAGCAUUCCGCUGCAUGCUACUGCUGCAAUGGAUGCAUCCAUGAGAUCUCGUCGUGCUCUGGAACAUGCUAUCAAACACCACUCUUGCACCGACGGACAUGAAACCGGGAGCUUGUCAUCAGUGAAGAAGGCUCUUGAUUUCAGUUUUUAUGAUGUGGAAGAGUUCGUUCGCCUGAUCACAUUCUCACUCAAGAAUGUAGGGAUGUAGCUAGAGCAACAAUUUGAGAUCUGAUAUAUUAAAAAGCAAGUGUAUAGCAUCCAUGGAUUUCUGUGCAGAACAGUUGCAUAACAUUUUUUACCUAAAUGUGUCAAUAUAUAUACUUGUAUAGCUUUGCCGGGUCAGGACAGAGGAACAUUCCCUCUUGUAAUUAUUGUCUUGAAUAUAUUUUUUUCCAUUUUUGUAUUCA